Molecule: messenger RNA, 522 nt
Organism: Pseudomassariella vexata
Lineage: Eukaryota; Fungi; Ascomycota; Sordariomycetes; Amphisphaeriales; Pseudomassariaceae
Product: alkyl hydroperoxide reductase/peroxiredoxin
Exons: 3
Biological process (GO): hydrogen peroxide catabolic process; cellular response to oxidative stress; cell redox homeostasis
Cellular component (GO): cytosol; mitochondrion; peroxisome
Molecular function (GO): thioredoxin peroxidase activity
Source: RefSeq, a predicted model, not a curated record
CGCCCGCUGCGCCUGGCCGCACCAGCCGUCGGCGCCGCGUCCCGGUCCUUCCACGCCUCGCGUGCCGCCUUCGUCAAAGUCGGCGACAAGCUGCCCAACCUCGAGGUCCUGUGCGAGGACUCCCCCGGGAACAAGGUCAACCUAGCCGAGGAAUUCAACAACGUCAAGCGGGGUCUCAUCAUCGGCGUGCCUGCCGCCUUCUCGGGCGCAUGCAGCCAGAAGCACAUCCCCAGCUAUAUGAAUCAUCCCCGCACGAAGGAGAUCCAGAUGGAUGGGGGUAAGGUGGUUGUUGUUAGUGUGAAUGAUGCUUUUGUUAUGAAGGCAUGGCACGACCAACUGGACCCGGUCAAAGACUCCGGUAUCCGCUUCUUGGGCGACCCAACGGGAGAUUUUACCCGCGCCUUGGACCUCGGUUUCGACGGCUCCGCCAUCUUCGGCGGCAUGCGGGGUAAGCGGUACGCCCUGGUGGUUGAGGACGGCAAAGUGGCGUCUGCGCACGUUGAGCCUGAUAACACGGGCACU